This is a messenger RNA of Metarhizium album ARSEF 1941, 1272 nucleotides long. RefSeq lists its product as uncharacterized. Bases 1 to 1272 code for a protein of 423 amino acids. NCBI's taxonomy places the organism in Eukaryota, Fungi, Ascomycota, Sordariomycetes, Hypocreales, Clavicipitaceae. The transcript is spliced from 2 exons. The record is from RefSeq and is a predicted model, not a curated record.
AUGGCUUUGGCCAGUGAACCCGCCGUUGCCAAAACGCCUUCUCCGCCCAGCACCAUCCGUACUCCUCAUGCACCUCGGCUAGGGUUUCACGAUAGCUGGGAACCUUACUCCCCUCCGCGCAAGUCGGCAAGACUCUCUUCCCAACGAGCCGCCAACCGAACCCCUUCGCCUCCAGCUUCCCAUCGUCGGCAGCCUGGUUCUCCGCGAACAGUGAAGAAAAGCACUGCUCACACUGGCGCCGCCAUGGUUUCGCCGGUGACGUCCCCUCGCAAGAGGCCACAUCCCGCUCUUGGCUCUCGCCGUCAGGUUUCUGCAUCUUUGACUGCCGAAGGAACUGCUAAUGCUGCCGUCGCGCUUGGUCUCAAUGCGGACAGAGCCGUGCCACACUCGACUACUUCGACUUCGCAAGCUGAUUGCAUGCUACCCACGCCGUCAAAGACACCUCAGAAACCACCCAACGAAAAGACUGCAGCUACUAUUCAAUCUUUUGCUCGAAAUCUUUUCUCCUCGGCGGAAGAAGUCGUGCCGUCUCCUAGGAGGCGGCGUUCUAAGAAAUAUUCUGGAGUUACAAUGGAGAGUUUCACCGCCGAGGAAGAAGAGGAUCCAAUCACCAUUUUCACUGAUUCGAAAGAUCGUAUCCCUGAAAAGGACAACAGCGAAGCAAAUCCCUUUUACGGCAACUCGGUGGCCGAACCAAGUAAGAGACAAAGUCGGCAAAGAGGCGUUAGCAUUCCUGGCGAAGGAAUUCAGUCGAUAGACGAAGCAGCUCGUCGAGAGGAUGGAAUAGUCUAUGUUUUUCGUGGCAAGAAGUUCUUCCGCAAGUUCUCUGAGCCGGACCAUGCUGAAGAGAUCAUUGCUUCCGGCGAUGAUAGUGAAUCACGGCUGAGUCGGCCUCUCACCCGUGCCUCUGUGAAGCCUCGGCUCCUAUUUCCCACGUCAAAGACCACUACAGAGGAGGAUGAAGAGGCCUUGACUGAUGUGGAGGAGGUGAACAUGAUUGACGAACAAGAUCCUCAGACACCCAAGAAGGCGCAUUUGAUUUCAGCAAAGACACCAGAAGCUCCCAAAUAUGCACCCGUUUCUCCUCCCGAUACAAAACGCACAACCCGCUCUACAAACAAGCUCGCGGACACGCCACUGAAGGGGACGACGGGUCGCAAGAGCCCGUUUGACUCGUGGCCUCGAACCAAGGAGCACAAGAGUCAAUCUCCAGCGCCCAAGAGAGCCGGCGAGAGUCUUGCCUCGGGAGUCGCCAAACGAGCGCGUGCUUAG